UUCAGUUAUUACCGCUCCCUAGUCAAUUUAUUGCGAAUAAUUUAACACCCGCCUCAUCAAUCCUUGUUCUCUCUACUGCCCUCACAAUGCCCCCAAGGAUAACCUCAAGAGCAUUAUCGACUCUUUCUACUGCUCAGUCCUCAGCAGGAAGCUCGUCAACCCUUCCUCCUUCCACAUUCUCUCUACGUCAACACAAACGAUCGCCGUCAUCACAUUCGUUCACUUUUCGACACUUUGGUCCACUGCUUGCGCACCCAAGGAAUCCUUCAACGGCGUCACUUGGGUGGAGGAGAUCAUUCCAUUCUUCAACAGUUCACCCCGCUUCUGCAAAAGAUCCAUACAAUGUCCUUGGCGUAAACAAAGACGCCUCUUCCUCUGAUAUUAAGAAAGCAUAUUAUAGCUUGGCGAAAAAAUGGCAUCCUGACUCAAGCAAAGAAAAAGAUGCAAAAGAAAAGUUCCAUGAGAUACAGGCCGCUUAUGAUAUUCUGUCAGACGAUAAAAAACGCCAAGCGUACGAUCGAUACGGUUCCGCUUCAACACAGGAGGGCUUUGAUCCUAAUUUCGCCCAUGGUGCUGGCGGAUUCGGUGGAUUCCAAGGCUUCGGCCCUGGUUUUGGUGACGGCGCUAGCGAUCUUUUUGAGUCUCUUUUUGGAGGUGCAUUUGGCGGCGGUAGCAGUGCAUUCGGUGGUCGCCAGAGGCCUGUUAGGGGGGACGAUUUGGAGGUUGGUGUGAAUCUUUCAUUCCUGGAGGCUUGCAACGGUGUCACACGCAAAGUUACUGUCACACCAGUGAUUGAUUGCAAGACUUGUACUGGAUCUGGUCUCAAGCCAGGCGAGAAAAAGUCUCAGUGUCCUGCGUGUCGCGGCUCUGGCCAGCGGACUUUCCAAGUCCAGGGCAUGGUCAUGGCUUCAACUUGUCAAACAUGCGGUGGAACAGGAUCUACGAUUCCCAAAAAUGCGAGGUGUGGCGAGUGCGAUGGCGUCGGCAAAGUGAAGGAAAAGAAGGUUUUGGACGUGGAAAUCCCUGCAGGUGUAGAAGAUGGGAUGAUGAUCAGGGUUCCGGGAGCCGGUGAUAAGCCUCUUUCUGCUUCAGGGCCGGCCGGCGAUUUACUCGUCAGAGUCUUGGUUAAACCGUCGAGUGUGUUCCGAAGGCAAGGCGUAAAUCUUUAUCACGAUGCCAAAGUGCCGCUUCACAUAGCACUCUUGGGCGGUGUCAUUAGGAUACCUACCUUGGAAGGCGACGUGGACGUAAAGGUGAAGAAUGGAACCCAAAAUGGAGAAGAGGCAGUGUUGAAAGGGCGAGGUGUCAAGAGCGUGUACGGGGGAAGGAGAAAUGAUCGCGGAGAUCUCAUCGUGGGUUGGAAAGUACAAAUUCCUCGAUCUCUUACACCAUUCCAACGCAAAAUUCUUCAAGCGUAUGCGGAUGAUAUUGAAGGUCGCAAUCCCCAAGUACACUUUGGUCCGUUGCCAUCUGAUCCCCCUGUCACCAACCCAUCUUCGCCACCAAAGGAGCCUACAAAUGGUGAGGGCUCUUAUCCAUCAUAUCGUUCUCAAAACCAGCCCCAAGCCGAGCAUGCCCCCCAUCGACCGUCUCGGCCUCCCGCUGAACCGUACAAGCCCUAUAAUCCUUUAUCUUCAUCUGAAGAACCCAUCAGCUUGGCGAACAAAAUUGCUUCUGCCAUAGGCGGUGCCAUUGGAUGGGUUGAACGGUUCAUGCGGGGUAGGCGAUAGACGAGGGUACAUGUCAGGGCGGUGAGCACACUGUCUACGCUAGGAUUGAUGUUGACCAGGUCGGUUUAUUUUCAACAGGUGAAACCAAAAAAGAGAUUGGCGAGGAGGGCAGACAGACCAAAUCGGAAGAGGAUGAGGUAGGGGGGAAAAUCUGAACUGAAGAAGGUCUACCAGUGCAUGGAUAAGUCAUACGGUUUCGUAUGCGAGCUUCAAAAGAAAUUUCACGCACAACUCAGCUUCAUCUUUCCUUUUAAGUCUAGGGGCGUACGUAGCACAAGUUUCACUGUAGAUUAUCUGCAACAUGCAUAGGUACACAAUUUAAUUUGCGUGACGAAACAAACCC
Molecule: messenger RNA, 2073 nt
Organism: Cryptococcus deneoformans JEC21
Lineage: Eukaryota; Fungi; Basidiomycota; Tremellomycetes; Tremellales; Cryptococcaceae
Product: DNAj protein, putative
Exons: 5
Biological process (GO): protein refolding; response to heat
Cellular component (GO): cytoplasm
Molecular function (GO): ATP binding; heat shock protein binding
Source: RefSeq, a predicted model, not a curated record